AUGGGGAACUGCAAUUUCAGGAUAGAAAGAGAGAAAGACUCAGUUACUAUUUUAUCAAAGAACAACUUUUAAUUUUGGUAUGCAAUCGGCAGAGGAGGGUUCGGAAAGGUAUGGAAGGUAGAGAAAAAAAAGGAGAAGGAGACUUUUGCAAUGAAAGAGAUGUCAAAAGCUAGAGUUAUGGCAAAGAAAAGUGUCCAGUCGGUGAUGAAUGAACUGAAACUGCUAUCGCAAAUGAAAAGCUUAUUCUUAGUAAAUAUGCAUUACGCAUUUCAGGACAGAGAGAAUCUGUACUUGGUCAUGGACUUGCUGACGGGUGGUGAUUUGAGAUAUCAUAUUGCAAAAUAAAGAAAAUUCAAUGAAGAGGAAACCAAAUUUUUCAUAGCUUGUUUACUUGAAGCGCUAGAGAUAGUGCAUGGAUGUGGAAUUAUACAUAGAGAUAUCAAGCCUGAAAACUUGGUAUUCGAUUAAGAUGGGUAUUUAAGACUAACAGAUUUUGGCAUUGCGAGAUAUUGGUCUCCAGAUAAUGCUUAGGAAACCUCGGGUACACCUGGCUACAUGGCACCAGAGGUAAUGUGUCGUCAGAAUCACGGGGUAGCUGCUGAUUACUUCGCAGUGGGAGUUAUUGCUUAUGAAUGCAUGAAUGGCAGAAGACCAUAUGUUGGAAAGAGCAGAAGAGAAAUUAGAGAGUAAAUUCUAGCUAAAUAGGUUUAGAUUAAGAGAUUUGAAAUCCCAGAUGGAUGGACUCUUGAAUCAGCUGAUUUCAUUAAUAAGUGCUUAUAAAGAAAACCUUCAAAUAGGAUAGGAUUGAAUGGCAAUCAUGAGGUUAAGUCACAUAGCUGGUUUAAAGAUGUCAAUUGGCCUAAGUUAAAAGAGAGAAAGAUAGUUCCAACCUUUAUUCCCAAUUAAAAUGAAGAUAAUUUUGAUCUAAAACAUGUGAACAAUAAUGAUUGGAAAGAUGCUGAUGUAGUAAAGGAUAAUCAACUUCUAUUACGAAGAAACUCAAUUCAAAACCUAUUUAAAGGAUAUUAUUACGAUAAAAAUAACCAUACAGUAGUGACACCAAGCACCAAAUAAAAUUCAGUCGUUGUUGACUCCGUUAGUAAAGAAGUAAAAGGCAUCGAUGUUGAGGGAGAGGAAAAUGUUGAUGAUGAUGCAGAUGCCAAAUGGAACUAAAUCCCCGAGAAAGACAAUCAAUGA
Molecule: messenger RNA, 1197 nt
Organism: Stylonychia lemnae
Lineage: Eukaryota; Ciliophora; Spirotrichea; Sporadotrichida; Oxytrichidae
Source: the annotation of a GenBank genome assembly